AGGCUGACGUUGGAUCGGGCGGGUCGGGUCCCUGGGCCCGGUAACCCGGAGGAGGAGUUUGCGGUGAUGGCGGACGUUGAUGCGUCAGCGGUUGAUGAGGUCUUGGAUUGCUUCAAGAGGUACCGCCUAAGGUCCAAAGUUGAGAUCGACAACCUUGACAAUGAAUUCUCCUGUUGGCAACGCUUUGGUGGCAAUCUCUUCAACAGUGACCAAGAAAAUCUAGAACCAGAGGCUGGUUCAGUCGGCUGGGGGAUGGGUGUUGAUCGUGCUGGUGCAUCUGCUGCACACGGAAAUAAUUCAGCACCAUUGGUUGAAUCUGAUAAGGAAACCAAUGAAGAACAUUACCUGCAAUGGAGAGUAGAGAGAGGAAUCGCAGAAGGUUCAACCGAAAUUCCAAAAGGUGACGCCAUUCCUCUUGAGUACAACCUUGUGGGGUUAAACGCCAUAUCUUUUGAUAAAGGAUGCUAUGUCGGUCAGGAACUCGUUGCUCGAACACACCACCGUGGCGUAAUUCGUAAACGUUUGCUCCCAAUGAAAUUCACCGACGAUAACGGACGAGAUAUGGAGCAAAAGGUUUCCCCAGGAUCAGAAGUGAUAGAUUUGAGUUCAAAUAAGAAGGUUGGGUCUGUGAAUACCGCUCUUGGGAGUUGUGGGAUGGGCUUAUUGAAACUUGAAGACGCCUUCAAGAAAUCUGGGAAUUUGAGAAUUAAGGAGAGGGUCGAUGUGAAGGUGAAGGUUAUAAGGCCAGAUUGGUGGCCAGCAGAAUGGACACGGUUGCAUGAACAACAAACUGCAGCCGCUUAAAGAUAUCGAAAAACCUCAAAUGCCAUCUCAUUCUGCUUGUAGCAGCCCAUAUGGGGACUGAUAAUUAAGGGGCAAAAACCUCCAGCUCUGGUAUUUUAUGUCCCAGAGAUUUGGAGUUGGGUAAUUCUGGUAUAUAUUCUAGUUACGUAUUCUACCAUUCCGAGUCCAAAGUGCUUUGUAGUUGUAACAAGUUUUGAAGGUGAAUAAAAAGGUUGCUCACCGCACCUUUAAAUGC
Molecule: messenger RNA, 1039 nt
Organism: Asparagus officinalis (garden asparagus)
Lineage: Eukaryota; Viridiplantae; Streptophyta; Magnoliopsida; Asparagales; Asparagaceae
Product: putative transferase At4g12130, mitochondrial
Exons: 5
Coding region: 67-804 (245 amino acids)
Cellular component (GO): mitochondrial matrix
Molecular function (GO): protein binding
Source: RefSeq, a predicted model, not a curated record